AUGACACUUGCCGGAAGUAAAGCAUUUAUUGGUCAGCCAGCUCCUACCUUCAAAACAACAGCGGUUCUGAAUGGUGAUUUCAAGGAGAUUUCACUUAGUCAGUAUAAGGGGAAAUAUGUGGUGCUCUUCUUUUAUCCACUUGAUUUCACAUUCGUUUGCCCAACGGAGAUAAUUGCUUUUUCUGAUCGUAUUGCGGAGUUCAAACAAUUGGAUGUCGCUGUUAUGGCAUGCUCAACAGACUCGCACUUCUCGCACCUUGCUUGGGUAAAUACUGAUCGAAAAAUGGGUGGACUUGGUCAGAUGAAUAUACCUAUUCUUUCCGAUACGAAUCAUGCAAUCAGCCGAGCAUAUGGUGUGCUCAAGGAAGAUGAUGGGAUUGCCUAUCGUGGAUUAUUCAUCAUUGAUCCAAAUGGGAUUUUGCGGCAGAUCACUGUUAAUGAUCUUCCAGUGGGUCGUUCUGUAGACGAAACUUUACGUCUGAUUCAAGCUUUCCAGUUUGUUGAUAAGCAUGGUGAAGUGUGUCCAGCUAACUGGCAUCCGGGAUCUGAAACGAUUAAGCCAGGAGUGAAAGAAAGCAAGGCGUAUUUUGAAAAGCACUGAAAAUGCACGACAUUGAACUCAGUGAUAUUUUGAUUAGAUACGUGAAGAGGCAUUAGUGGAAACGACAUGUCCUCCUUACUAUAUUCAAAUAUUGAUUAUGCGCAAGCAUAUUACUCGUCAGUUUUUAUAUUUCGUAUGGAUACUUACAUCUCUUUUGCAGUUGAUCUUUUUUUUUCUUUUAUUUACUUUUUAUUGCCGAAUAAAAUUUUGGUGUGUU
Loa loa (African eye worm) is the source of this 817-nucleotide messenger RNA. Its product is annotated as thioredoxin peroxidase 2. Bases 1 to 600 code for a protein of 199 amino acids. Gene Ontology annotation, molecular function: thioredoxin peroxidase activity. Gene Ontology annotation, biological process: cell redox homeostasis; hydrogen peroxide catabolic process; cellular response to stress. NCBI's taxonomy places the organism in Eukaryota, Metazoa, Nematoda, Chromadorea, Rhabditida, Onchocercidae. The record is from RefSeq and is a predicted model, not a curated record. Gene Ontology annotation, cellular component: cytosol. The transcript is spliced from 4 exons.